UUAAGAAUUAUUUUUUUGGGGGGUGGAAUAUAGGGUUAGGAAAUGAUAGGAUAGUUUGAAGGGAUAGAUAAAUGUGGAUUGUUGGUAGUGCUGUUUUUUUCUAGCCGGAUUUUGGUUGAAAUAAAGUGUUUUGGUGGGAGUUUGGAGUUUGAAAACAAUGCAGUGUUAUGGAAACCGCACAUGUAUUUUCUUUUUCUUUAUCCUUCAAAUACUAUAUUUCGUGUCAGGAUAUAAGUACUCGUAAUCAUGAAAUGCAAUGGAUAACAUUUCUGUGAUUUUUGUUAAUUUUUAUUUGUUUGUUUAUUUUUUAUGGAAACAAUAUUUGAACUUCAGACUUCAUGCAAAGAAAUAUACAUUAUGAUGUAGAAGUUUCAUGAGAUUAUUUGCUUGCCAAAAUUUCUGCCAGACUUAUAUUGACAAACUAGGCUAAUCAAAGCACACGGUUAAUUGUAUGUAUAUGAUAAACUUGUUGCACGUUAAAUAUUUAGAAAAUACCUGUGUAUCCACCUCAGGAAUUUAAAAAAAUGCCUUGGUUAUGCACCUGUUGGCGUUACAGCAAAGACGAACAAGCCUCACCUCGUUAGUGAUUUAUGAUUAAAUACUGAAUCAAUCUAAGUUCUGUCUAUCCAGAGUGAAUGAGCAGAUUUACUAAAAUGCAUAAUUCAGGGAAGUGUCAUGUUUAACUCGAAAGGUGUAUUCACCUUCCUUAUUUUUAUGAUCUUUUUGUCCCACAUAUACGUAAACUUUAUCUACUUUGUUUGAGCUUUAAUUAUAUUUUUGUUUUGCUCAAGCAUGCCAGCUGAAGUCUGCAUGACAUGAGUGAGGCAAGGGCCCACAAAUGCGGACAAAAAUGCGGUGUAAAUGCAUUUAGGGUGAAAGGUCAUGGGAGGUAACUCAGAGAGGCUUUGGCUUAGAGUUUUAAGGUCUUCUAUUACAUAUCACUCAGUUUCAAUUAAACUGGGAGAGAAAAAAAGCUGUUUAACUGUGAAAAACUAUGUAUAGUUUUGAAAGCCACUGCUCGUGUCAUUAAAACAGGCCAUUAGUGAAAGCAGAGCUUUCAAGUAAUAUGUCCACAAUGUCUGGAGGAAAGAGGAAGUCACGCAAGCCGCAGAAGUGGGAAGAUUAUGUUGCGGAUGAGGAGCAGCUGGCCUCCAUUGAGAAGGAGCUCGAGAAAGAGGAGAAGGCUCGGAUGCAGAACCUAGAUGAUGACGACUCAAAUAAAGAGAGGGAGAGUGAGGAAGAUAUAAAAGUAGAGGAGGAGGACAUAAAAGAAGAAAAGGAAAGGGUGAUGUCGGAAGAUGAGAUGCAGUUGGAGAUUGACAUGAGCAGAGGUGAAGAAGACCAAGAUAUACGAGAUUGCGAAAGCAGGAGUAAAGAAGAAGAGAGUGACGGUGAAUUGGAAGAUAGAUUAGAUGCAGGGCAGUCCAUUCCACCAGGAGAAGCAGAUCAAGUAAUUGGGGAAUGUAAGUCGUGUGGGAUUCAGCUGCGUGACUGGAGUUCUACCCAAAGCCACCUCAGAUUUCACCGUCUGUCCCACGUGCCGUAUUGUAUCAACUGGUCAUCCUGUGUUGCACCUCAGACAAAAAGAAUCACCUGCCAGGUUUGUCAGCGUCACUGUCAGACCAAGGACGUUCUAGCAUACCAUGCCUACUCUGAGCACUACAGAGGGGAUUUGAAUACCUGUCCCUUCUGCAGCACUUCUUUUAAGAACAUGAAGGAAUUCCAGGAGCACCUAGACUUCGAUACUGUCAGCUUGCGGUGUCACGUUUGUGAAGUGUUUGUGAAUGAGGAGCAUAAAUAUUAUCAACAUGUUGCAGACUGCAUCGCAAAAAAGUAUCCAAAAGCUACAUCUGUUGUUUGUCAUAUCUGUAAAAAGAUUACAGAAGUUUUUCAGCUGUGUGACCACUUGAUGCAACAUAGCACUCUCCCAAAUCUAUCUCGAUAUUUGGCGCAGAAGAAUAGGAGACGUCCAGUCAUUCCUCCCAAAUCAGAGAACUCUCGACAGCAGCAGAGUCGUUUCCGCCCAUUCUUGUGCGAGAUCUGUGACCGGAGAUUUGUUGUGUACAGUGAAUUUAAACGGCACUUGUAUUCUCACUUUAAGUCACGAUCAUUUGUAUGCACCUAUUGUGGGCGGAGUUACUGCCAGAAGAACACGCUCAUUGUUCAUCUUUACUCCUAUCAUAAUGCUUCUCUCAAGGCUGAGGAAAUCACUCCCACGGAGGAUACCAACCAAAGAGUUUGUGAGCUGUGUGGCAGGGCUGGAUUUCUGAGUGAUGAGUUUUUGAUACGUCACUGUAUUCUGCGAUGCUCACAGCGGAAUAAUCUCCAACUGUCAUUCGCAGCCAUUGUAACAAGCAUUGCCAAGAAACUAAACCUCUGCUUCAGUGAGACACUUGGCCAUGAAUCCAUGCAUACCUACCUGAAGCUGGGGCUAGAGGCUUGGGAGAAACCAGCUUGUGUUCAUGAACUCUUAGAGUCACUAUUGACCAACAAAAGCACUGCGCCUGUUUCUCCUGGAGGACACAGAGAGUUAAUAGAAUUCUCUGAUGUGCAGCUUCUAGCAUACUUAGACCAUUUUGAAGAAAGGAACCGAGGAAAGGACAAGGAUCUGGAGUUUCUGUUGAAUCCUAGAGCUAAAGAUGGGAUCCCCACUCAAGACCUACCCUCUCUAGAUGAGAUUCAGUCAAAAAACCAAGUCGAUGUGAAGAGGAAAGUGGAGGGAGGAAUGAGGGGCGAAGAUUCACUUGCAGCCUCUUCAGUAAGGUCGAAGGAGGGAGAGAUGAGCAGCCAGGAUUCCCAAGGUGCCUCUUAUGCAAGCAGCGAUACACCUUCAUCUGAUUCCCCUUUGAACUUGAGACGCCUGAUGCAGCAUCUAGGAAGGAGCAGUGAUAAGAGAAAAGCUGGGGACGGGGAUGAUGGAGGCCAGAUUGACAUCUGCUUGGUGACUUCCACCACAAACACUCAAGUCACUAUAACACCAGCUGGAGAGAAGGCACAAGAUAUGAAGCCUCCAAAAGUUGCUAGAUUCAUUUCUCACAAGCCAUCCGUGGAAGAGAUACAGGAUGAUUAUCCUGGAGUUACUGUACUGAAGGGUGUGGAUUUUUCAAGAAUACCUGCUCUCCUGCUAGAAAUGCAAGAAAUGAUGGAUUACAAAACACAGAAGGAAAUGGACAAGGCGGGCAUUCUUCCCACAGAUGUCCAGAGGCUAGAAAUAGAAGCCCAGCUCCUUCGAGAGGCUGAGCCCUUCUAUCUCAGCCAAGAUCUGAAAUGGAAACUUCCUGGACGUAAUGGUAACUUGAGAGUGUUUAAACAGGAAAUGUGUAACAAUAUUCCAGUCCCGGACAAUGUUGCAGAUUUCAUAUCCAGCACAAAGGACAUAUAUGACCAGCUGAACUCCAAGUGCAAUACCAAUGGAAGCAGUUUAAAUUCUGCAAGCAAAGUAAAUUUACCAAGGGAUAAAGACAUCCUCAGAUUACUUAAAGAGGCCCAGGAACUCGGCUUUUCAGGUUCUCAUUCUUUUAAAAGUUAGUUGCUUCUUUAAUAUAAAUUGAAAAAUGUAAAGUAUAGGAGAGAAAUAAGGCAUAAAUCUUUAUUCUUGUCUUGUGAUCAUUUUAGGCAUAUUGAUAUGGACUACAUUUCAUUACAAUUUAUAUCAUUAGUUGAUAAGAAUCUCAGGUUUAAAACAGAACAAUGUGAAAAAAAAAAAGAUGAAACUGGGUGCACACAUACACUAACAUUUUGUAAGAGUAAGAGCUGAAAAAGUACAAGCUUUAGACUAGGAUAAGCAGAUGUGCUCCUGAAAAUGGCUGUAUCUUGUAUACUUUUAUAUACAUUAAUGUGUAACAUUUGCAAAAGCAUACAAUGUUCCUUUUUAUACAAAAAGAGUUUAUAGAAUUUUUAUACAAAAUACAAAAUAUAGAGAACAACA
Penaeus chinensis is the source of this 3928-nucleotide messenger RNA. RefSeq lists its product as uncharacterized. Gene Ontology annotation, biological process: regulation of transcription by RNA polymerase II. The transcript is spliced from 14 exons. The record is from RefSeq and is a predicted model, not a curated record. Gene Ontology annotation, molecular function: DNA-binding transcription factor activity, RNA polymerase II-specific; RNA polymerase II transcription regulatory region sequence-specific DNA binding. The coding region runs from base 1067 to 3529 and encodes 820 amino acids. Gene Ontology annotation, cellular component: nucleus. NCBI's taxonomy places the organism in Eukaryota, Metazoa, Arthropoda, Malacostraca, Decapoda, Penaeidae.